GUCUGGGCGCGCAGUUCAGUUUAGCUUCUCCGCAAUGGACCGAUGGCCCGGCGGGAUGUGGGCGCGCAUGAACCGCGCGGCUGAGGAGUUUUACGCUCGUCUUCUGCAGGAAUUUAAUGAAGAAAAGAAAGGCGUCUGUAAAGACCCAUUUAUCUAUGAGGCUGAUGUACAAGUGCAGUUGAUCAGCAAAGGCCAACCAAAGCUUCUGAAAACUAUUCUACGUGAAAAUGACUUAGUGUUUCUUGUGGAAAAAGUGGUUUUGGAGAAGGAAGAAACAAGUCAUGUUGAAGAACCACAGUCUGAAGAAACUGCUAUUUCUGAUCUCUCUACUGGUGAAAAUAUUAGGCCACUGGCCUUACCAGUUGGGAGAGCAAGGCAGUUAAUUGGGCUUUAUGCCAUGGCUCACAAUCCUAAUAUGACCCAUUUGAAGAUUAAGCAGCCAGUGAUUGCCCUUCCUCCUCUUUGGGUGAGAUGUGACAGUUCAGAUCCUGAAGGUACCUGUUGGCUAGGAGCUGAGCUUAUCACAGCAAAUGACAUCAUUACAGGCGUUAUCUUCUACGUGGUCACUUGUAAAGCUGAUAAAAAUUACUCUGAAGAUCUGGAGCAUCUAAAAACUUUACACAAGAAAAGACAUCACUUGUCUGCUGUGACAGCCAGGGGCUUUGCCCAGUAUGAGCUCUUUAAGUCUACUGACUUGGAUGACACUGUCACCCCAUCACAAACUUCGGUCACUCUGGAUCUUUCUUGGAGCCCUGUGGAUGAAAUUCUUCAGACCCCUCCCCUGUCUUCAUCUGCAGCUCUGAAUAUCAGAGUUCAAUCAGGAGAGCCCAGAGGUUGUUUGAGUCAUCUUCACAGAGAACUGAAAUUUCUCCUUGUUUUGGCUGAUGGCAUCAGGACUGGUGUAACCGAAUGGCUCGAACCUCUGGAAACAAAAUCUGCUGUUGAAUUUGUGCAGGAAUUUUUGAAUGACUUAAAUAAGCUGGAUGGAUUUGAUGAUUCUACAAAAAAAGACAAACAAAAAGAGGAAGUGAACCAUGAUGCAGCUGCAGUUGUCAGGUCUAUGCUGGUCACGGUUCGGGGGGAUCUCGACUUUGCUGAACAGCUUUGGUGCAGAAUGAGCAGCAGUGUGGUUUCAUAUCAAGACUUGGUGAAGUGUUUCACAUUGGUCCUGCAGAGCCUGCAGCGUGGUGACAUACAGCCGUGGCUGCACAGUGGGAGUCACAGUUUACUCAGUAAGCUCAUUCAGCAGUCUUACCAUGGGGCCAUGGACAGCGUCCCUCUCUCUGGAACUGCUCCACUGCAGAUGCUUUUGGAAAUCGGUUUGGACAAACUGAAGAAAGAUUAUAUCAGCUUUUUUGUCAGUCAGGAACUUGCAUCUUUGAAUCAUUUGGAAUACUUCACUUGUCCAUCAGUGACGACCCAGGAGCAGGUCUCCCGUGUUCAGAAACUCCACCAUAUUCUUGAGAUAUUAGUCAUCUGCAUGCUUUUCAUUAAACCUCAGCACGAGCUGCUCUUUUCUUUGACACAAUCCUGCAUAAAAUAUUACAGACAAAAUCCUCUUGAUGAGCAACACGUUUUUCAGCUGCCAGUCACGCCAGUGGCUGUAAAGAGUUUGUAUCAGAGUGAGAAGCCACAGAAAUGGAGCGUGGAACUCAGCAGUAGUCAGAAGAGGGGGAAGACGGUGUGGCAGCUGAGUGACAGCUCCCCUGUGGACCAUCCCAGCUCCCACAGGCCUGAGUUUUCUGAGUUGACACUGAAUGGCAGCCUGGAAGAAAGGGCUGCCUUCAUUAGCAUGGUUACCUGCAGCCAGGUGCACUUCAAGUAAUGCGCACUGAGGGUCCUUGCGAGGUGUCUUCUCUCAG
Messenger RNA from Arvicanthis niloticus (Nile rat), 1862 nucleotides. NCBI's taxonomy places the organism in Eukaryota, Metazoa, Chordata, Mammalia, Rodentia, Muridae. The record is from RefSeq and is a predicted model, not a curated record.